This is a messenger RNA of Paramacrobiotus metropolitanus, 1639 nucleotides long. Its product is annotated as ornithine aminotransferase, mitochondrial-like. Bases 157 to 1452 code for a protein of 431 amino acids. Gene Ontology annotation, cellular component: cytoplasm. The transcript has 10 exons. Gene Ontology annotation, molecular function: L-ornithine transaminase activity; identical protein binding; pyridoxal phosphate binding. NCBI's taxonomy places the organism in Eukaryota, Metazoa, Tardigrada, Eutardigrada, Parachela, Macrobiotidae. The record is from RefSeq and is a predicted model, not a curated record.
AUUAUGGAUUGGUACAGUAGGUGGUAAGUGGCAACGAUAUUUAUGGAUGCUUCCUUCGCAAUGGGUUUGUAAAAUGACAGAUUUAGUUUUGCCGUGUUGUAGUUACUUCCCCGAAAAUUACUGACCAUUUCGCUUGACCGCUUUACCGGCUUCAAAAUGCCAUCUCCUGAAUGCGAUAUUCAGAACCCUCGUCCAGGCCAUAAUAUUAAGGAUGAAACCAACCUGCCACAAAAAGAGUACAUGGAGCGAGAAGAGAAGUACAACUGCCAUAUCUAUCAUACAGUUCCGGUUGUUCUCGCCCGUGGGAAAGGUGUGCAUCUCUGGGACACAGAUGGACGCCGAUAUUACGAUUUUUUGAGCGCAUACAGCGCCGUCAAUCAAGGUCACUGUCAUCCCGAUAUUCUCAAAGCCCUGGUGGAUCAAGCAAGCGUCCUGACAUUAGCCAGCCGGGCGUUCUAUAACAAUGUUCUGGGUAAGGAACGUUGCAUUAUAUAUGAGCGAAAAAUAAUUUCCUCUUUAUUCGGAUAUGACAAGGUUUUGCCAAUGAAUACAGGCGUGGAAGCCAACGAAACGGCUUGUAAACUGGCGCGACGGUGGGGAUACAGAGUGAAAAAGAUCCCGGAUAACGAAGCAGUUAUCAUUUUCGCUGAGGGGAAUUUCUGCGGCCGGACAAUGGCGGCCAUCUCCGCCUCGACGGAACCUGCAAAUUACGCCGGCUUCGGACCUUACAUGCCUGGAUUUCGCAUUAUUCCGUACAAUAACCUAAGCGCAUUAGAGGAAGCUUGUCAACAUCCCAACGUCUGCGCCUUCAUCGUUGAGCCGAUCCAGGGUGAAGCCGGAAUAAUCGUCCCCGAUGAAGGUUACUUGAAGGGCGUGCGGGAGAUCUGCACCAAAUACAACGUUCUGUUCAUCGCCGACGAAAUCCAGACGGGACUGGGCCGCACUGGGAGGCGGUUGUGUUGUGAUCAUGAAGAUGUUCGGCCUGAUAUUGUUACAUUGGGUAAAGCAUUAUCCGGAGGGAUUAUGGCGGUUUCGGCAGUUCUGGCCGAUAACGAGGUAAUGUUAACGAUCAAACCCGGCGAACACGGUUCGACAUAUGGCGGAAAUCCGUUGGCGUGUCGCGUGGCUUCGGCUGCUCUGGACGUUUUGGAGAACGAGCACCUAGCCGCUCGGGCGGACAAGCUGGGUCAUCGGUUGCGCGAAGAACUCAAGGCCCAUCUCCCCUCGGACAUCGUUACGUGUGUCCGCGGAAAAGGUCUCAUGAAUGCCAUCGUCUUAGCGCCGCAAUACAACGCCUGGGAUGUUUGCAUCCGCCUGAAGGACAACGGUCUGUUGGCAAAAUCUAUAAAAAACGAUAUUAUCCGGUUGGCCCCUCCUUUAAUCAUGAAGGACGAAGACCUGAGCGAAUGCAUGGAGAUCAUCCAAAGAACCAUCCUGUCCCUUAAAAAAUAGAACUAAUUUAAUAGCGUAAAUUUAAUAAUUAUGGUUCAUACGUUUUAAUUUCCGAUCGUUGGCCGUUUCGUCGUGAAAUGUUUGGAAAAACUCAUUUGUUUUGUUUUCUAUCAGGUUGACUUGUUUCCUGUAACAUUAUUAUUCAGCCCAGGUAUUCGUACAUUCCUGGAUUAAAAAGCCUUAACGC